UUUCUUCAACAUUUGAGACUAGGGUGCAAAAAGUAAACAUAGCACACAUGCAUCCAAAAAGUUCGCGGUUGUUUCUAGAAAAUUCGCCAACUUUCCUACCUUUUCCGGUAGUAGUAUUAUUUAACAAAUAAUCACAGCGUAAUCAGCACCUGUUUUCAAUCAUCGAUUGAAUUGAAUCCCUAAUAAUAUUUCUACUUCGUAUAAGAUUAUUAAUCACAUGUCUCCGUACGACGGCGUCGUCAUCGGAAAAUUGAAACUCAAGGGAAAACCAUUGAAUGUCAAAGAUGCUUCUGGAAUCAAAAAGAAGAACAAGAAACACAACAACAAUAAUAGCUAUCAUCAUUACUUCUCAGAGUUUAAUUCAGGUAACCAUGAAGGUAGCGUGACCGAGGCUGACAAGUAUGAGGGCAAAGGAAACGGCGCAUCUUGUGAUGAUCACCUAACUCCAGCUGAGAAGCGAUUUCUCCAACAGACGGAGAAGCUCGAACGUCAAAGGCUAGCAAAGAUGGCGAACCGAUCUCAUCGAGAUAGGAUUCAGCAGUUCAAUCAAUAUCUGGCUAAUCUUAGUGAGCAUUAUGAUAUCCCAAAAGUUGGACCUGGCUAACACAAGCACUUGGAUUCAUGUGUGUUGGAUGACACCUCUAUCCAUUUGUUCACUUCUUUUUGAAAGUUUAAUUGUUCGAUUCUAAUUUCUAGUAGCCAGUAUCUGGGUUGGUUUCCCCUGUCGAUGUGGUUAUAAAAGCAAUGCUACUACAGUUGCAUGCUACUACAGUUGCAUUACU
Messenger RNA from Trifolium pratense (red clover), 782 nucleotides. Its product is annotated as protein FAM32A-like. NCBI's taxonomy places the organism in Eukaryota, Viridiplantae, Streptophyta, Magnoliopsida, Fabales, Fabaceae. The record is from RefSeq and is a predicted model, not a curated record. The transcript has 2 exons. Gene Ontology annotation, cellular component: nucleolus. Bases 218 to 604 code for a protein of 128 amino acids.